Puma concolor (puma) is the source of this 1272-nucleotide messenger RNA. The record is from RefSeq and is a predicted model, not a curated record. NCBI's taxonomy places the organism in Eukaryota, Metazoa, Chordata, Mammalia, Carnivora, Felidae.
AUGGACUUGCCAGAUGAGAGCCAGUGGGAUGAAACCACCUGCAAGUUGGCUGUUUGUCAGCAUCCACAGUGCUGGGCAACGAUCCGCCGGGUUGAGAGGGGCCACCCUCGAAUCCUGGGCCCUCCCUGCAAAACAGCUCUGAAUAAUGAAGACAAAUCCCCAGUGCUCACCAUUGUAAACAUCUCAGAUUCCUGCUUCCGGGCCAAGAGACUUGCUCACGGUCAUUUAUCAGGAUUUACCUUCACCAAAGCUCCCUCUUUAUUGUGUCAAGGUUCAAAGUUUGACUCCAAAUUUCAAGGCAGACCAGCUGAGAAGAAGCGCAUUGUCUCCAGCCAGGAUGGCAAAAUGAACUGUGUAGCUAAAGACCAUUUUCUCUACAGAAAGCAGAAAACGGAAACGCAGCUGGGACCUCCAAGGAUGAAUGUGCCUCCCCCCUUGCCAGUACACAUUUUUGAGCAACUAACUUCAGAGUCCAUACCUUUCUGGAACCAAUUUGACUUGGAACCAUUACCUCAGGAUCUGUUGAAGAACCUUUUGCCUGAUGAAGGGAAAGCCAGGCCUUCUCUAGAGAUGAAGACGCAAUUGGCCAUGAUGAAGAAGAAACUUGCCCUGGAGAAGAGCCGACCUGACAGUGCCAUUUCUGCAAAGAUGUUUUUAUCUGUGCACCGCCUCGCCCUGCAGAGACCAGCAUUGAGAUAUCCUGAACAUUUGAAGAAAUUGUGUUCUAACCUGAACACAGAAGGUAGAUUUUCUGGUGCUGUCAGAUCUUCAGGUCACAAGCAGCAGCAGCAGCAGCAGCAGCAGCAGCAGCAGAAGCAGCAGCAGCAGCAGAGGCUGGUGAAAACACCACCUAAGAGACAGGAGGCUAAAAAGAAACCCAAGAGCGAUCCAGGGAGCCUGAACAUUUUGCAUAAACGUUCAGGUGCCAUGGUUUAUGGCCCACGCCAUGGUCACAGAACUCUGUUGGGUUGGAAAAGUGACCAAAAGCAGCCACAGUGGAUGAAGUUAGAAGGACUCACCUUGAAGCAGGAUUCCACAGAGAGACCACAGAUGAAGAAUUAUCUGGAUUCCUUCCCCAGUAAGGAUGAUCCUGAAUUAUCUAAGACCAAACCCUCUAACAAGGACAUCAGCACUCAGGAGGACGCUGUGCUGGAAUCCCAAGAGAGGAGCCCAGAGGACCUUUCAGAUGGUACAUCUAGAACAAGGUGGAACCCUGAGCUCAAACUACUGAGGAUUCUUCAGGCCACUGACGAUGAGGAUGAGGAGAACUAG